Leguminivora glycinivorella is the source of this 9285-nucleotide messenger RNA. Its product is annotated as kinesin-like protein unc-104. Gene Ontology annotation, biological process: microtubule-based movement. Gene Ontology annotation, molecular function: ATP binding; microtubule binding; microtubule motor activity. The record is from RefSeq and is a predicted model, not a curated record. Bases 226 to 5580 code for a protein of 1784 amino acids. The transcript has 42 exons. Lineage: Eukaryota; Metazoa; Arthropoda; Insecta; Lepidoptera; Tortricidae.
CGACGUUUGUUCGGAGAUUUGUGUGUUGUGAUCGAAAAUAAAUAAAUAAAAAGACUAUCCCUGGACAUUCGUACUUUCUGACUAAGUAUUCGUAUCCUGUAAUAUCUGGACUUUUCGUCUGUGAAGAGAUGUCUCCAGCCUGAGUUUCCAAGUCGAUUCCCCUCAAAGGUGUAACUCGGUCCCCGUACCGAUGUGUUAGUGCAACCGGACAGCAACACUAGCGCCAUGUCGUCGGUGAAGGUGGCGGUGCGCGUGCGCCCCUUCAACUCGCGCGAGAUCGCCAGGGAAUGCAAAUGCAUCAUAGAGAUGGCGGGCAACACUACAGUGAUAGUGAAUCCUAAGGCACCCCCUGGGAACAAAGAUGCUGCCAAAAGCUUCAACUUCGAUUUCUCAUACUGGUCUCACAAUCCCAGCGAUCCGGAAUUCUCGUCUCAAGUCAUGGUGUACAAAGACAUCGGGGAAGAGAUGCUUCAACAUGCUUUCGACGGCUACAACAUAUGCAUAUUCGCGUACGGUCAGACGGGCGCGGGCAAGUCAUAUACGAUGAUGGGCCGCGACGAGGACCAGGGGAUCAUCCCGCAAAUCUGCAGGGACCUGUUCCGUCGCGUCCGGCAGACCACUUCUGAUGACCUCAAGUACUCGGUUGAAGUCUCCUACAUGGAGAUAUACUGCGAGCGCGUCCGAGACCUGCUGAACCCUAAGAACAAGGGCAACUUACGUGUCCGCGAGCACCCGGCUCUCGGGCCUUACGUCGAGGACCUUAGCAAGCUCGCCGUCACUUCGUACCAAGACAUUGCUGACCUUAUCGACGAGGGCAACAAGGCCAGGACGGUGGCGGCAACAAACAUGAACGAGACGUCAUCUCGCUCGCACGCCGUAUUCACCAUCUUCUUCACGCAACAGAGGCACGACCAGACCACAGAUCUCAUGUCUGAGAAGGUGUCAAAAAUCUCCCUAGUAGACUUGGCUGGGUCCGAGCGAGCGGACUCGACAGGCGCCAAGGGCACACGGUUGAAAGAGGGCGCGAACAUCAACAAAUCACUCACUACUUUGGGGAAGGUCAUCUCCGCGCUCGCUGAAAUCUCGGCGUCAAAGAGCAAGAAAUCAAAGAAGGCAGACUUCAUUCCGUACCGUGACUCUGUCCUCACCUGGCUUCUCCGAGAGAACCUGGGAGGCAACUCCAAGACCGCCAUGAUAGCUGCCAUAUCGCCCGCCGAUAUCAACUACGAUGAAACACUUAGCACAUUGAGAUACGCCGACCGCGCCAAGCAGAUCGUCUGCAAGGCGGUUGUCAACGAGGACGCGAACGCCAAGCUUAUUCGCGAGCUCAAGGAGGAGAUCCUCAAACUGCGCGAGCUGCUCAAGGCUGAGGGCAUCGAGGUGGAGGAAGGACCAGAUGGUAGAGUCGUUUAUGAAAAGAAAGAGACUGCCACGGAGGAGAACGCGUCUCCGCAGCGCAAGAAGAGCGAGGCCGAAGUGCUGUCUCCGAAGCUGUCCCGAGCGGCCACGACUAUUGCCGAAGAAGCCGUGGACCAAUUGCAGGCGUCUGAGAAACUUAUCGCUGAAUUGAACGAGACCUGGGAAGAGAAACUUAAGCGUACCGAGCAGAUCCGCGUUCAGCGCGAAGCCGUCUUCGCUGAGAUGGGAGUCGCCGUCAAAGAGGGCAUCACCGUUGGAGUAUACUCUCCAAAGAAGACUCCGCAUCUGGUUAACCUGAAUGAGGACCCGAAUCUGUCGGAGUGCCUCAUCUAUUACAUCAAGGAUGGCGUGACCAGACUCGGAACAUCAGAGGCCAACGUUCCUCAAGACAUCCAACUGUGCGGCUCUCACAUCCUGAGCGAGCACUGCAUCUUCGAAAACACUGAUGGUGUCAUCUGCCUCAUACCCCAUCGAGAGGCGCUCAUCUACGUCAAUGGACGUGAGGUCACGGAGCCGAUAAUCCUGAAGACCGGCUCCCGAGUUAUCCUGGGCAAAAAUCACGUGUUCCGCUUCACUCACCCCGGCCAACCUCAGGAGCACAAGGAGGCCAUCAUCAAAGACAAGGAAAUGGCUACCGCAGAACCUGCUGUAAACGACGCCGAGAACGUAGACUGGGACUUCGCGCAAUGCGAGCUGCUGGAGAAGCAAGGCAUCGACCUUAAAGCUGAAAUGCAGAAGCGUCUCGUGGCUUUAGAAGAGCAGUUCCGGAGGGAGAAAGAGCAUGCUGACCAGCAAUUUGAGGAACAGAGAAAGAACUACGAAGCCCGCAUAGACGCGUUGCAGCGUCAGGUGGAGGAGCAGAGCGUGACCAUGUCCAUGUACAGUUCCUACACUCCUGAAGACUUCCACAACGACGAAGAUAUCUUUGUGAAUCCCCUGUUUGAGACAGAGUGUUGGUCGGCGCGCGAGGUGGGGCUGGCCGCGUGGGCGUUCCGCAAGUGGAAGUACCACCAGUUCACCUCGCUCCGAGACGACCUGUGGGGGAACGCUAUAUUCCUGAAGGAAGCCAACGCGAUCUCCGUCGAGCUCCGCAAGAAAGUCCAGUUCCAAUUCACGCUCCUGACGGACACGCCGUACUCCCCCCUCCCCGCGGAGCUGGCGCCGCGCGACGACGCCGACGACGAGUACCGGCCCAGCGCGCCCACCGUCGUCGCCGUCGAGGUCACCGACACCAAGAACGGCGCCACACACUACUGGACGCUCGAGAAACUGCGCCACCGCCUGGAGCUAAUGCGCCAGAUAUACAACAUGAACGAGAGCCUCUGCGACGAGGAGGAAGCGCCACCCCUCGUGCUGGCCCCGCCCCCCGCGGUGGCGCAGGCCACGCCCCCUGACAUCCUGCAGUGUAUCUCGGCGGCUGCGCAGCAGACCAGGCUGUCACUAGCCAACUUGCUGCCAUCAAGGCAAAGGCUGGAGCUGAUGCGCGAGAUGUACCACAACGAGGCAGAACUAUCCCCAACCUCCCCCGACCACAACGUGGAGUCUGUCACGGGCGGGGACCCGUUUUACGACCGCUUCCCCUGGUUCCGCAUGGUCGGACGGAGCUUUGUGUACCUGUCAAACCUCCUGUACCCGGUUCCGCUCAUUCACAAGGUCGCCAUCGUGAACGAGAAAGGAGACGUGAAAGGCUACCUGCGGGUCGCCGUGCAGGCGGUCAUUGACGCCGAGAAGAACAACGCCGAGUUUGCGGCAGGCGUGAAGCAAUCAGCCAAGAUCUCAUUCGACGACGACAUCGCGCCGGCGCGCCGCAAGACGCUCGCCAGUGUCAUCGACAAAAACAACGCGCUCAACCUGGAGGAGCGCAUCGAUCUCGCUGACUCUAACAUUAAAAUUGAAGAGCUAGCCGGUGGCGAAUGUGACGCCGAUAGCGGCCGUGGAGACAGCUCCCUCGCCUCAGAGCUGAAAGAGGAAGACCUUCCUGAACACCUGACUCUUGGCAAGGAGUUCACCUUCCGCGUCACAGUACUGCAAGCUCACAGCGUGUCCACUGACUAUGCCGAUGUUUUCUGCCAGUUCAAUUUCCUCCACCGAAACGAAGACGCAUUCUCGACAGAACCCGUUAAGAACACUAUCAAGAACACACCACUCGGAUUCUACCAUGUACAAAACAUCACUGUACCAGUAACAAAGUCAUUCGUGGAAUAUAUUAAAACACAGCCCAUCGUGUUUGAAGUAUUCGGACACUACCAACAACACCCAUUACACAAGGACGCCAAACAAGACGGUCCCGUUGCCGGUCGGACACCACCUCGUCGUAUGCUGCCACCGUCCAUCCCGAUCUCCGCUCCCGUGCGGAGCCCCAAGUGGGGUGCGGCUAGUGUGGCCCCGCCUUGCUGCUCUUCACACCUCCAUUCGAAGCAUGAUUUGCUCGUGUGGUUUGAGAUCUGUGAACUGGCGCCUAACGGAGAAUACGUGCCUGCUGUGGUGGAGCAUAGUGAUGAGCUCCCAUGCCGAGGGCUAUUCCUGCUUCAUCAAGGCAUCCAACGCCGCAUCCGCAUCACCAUCCUACACGAGCCCUCCGCGGACUUGCAGUGGAGCGACGUUCGCGAACUAGUUGUCGGUCGCAUCCGCAACUCGCCAGAGGCUAACGAAGACACGGCGGACGGCGAAGAAGACGGCGCGCUGUCGCUAGGACUCUUCCCCGGAGAGAGGCCCACGCUCGACGACCGGGCUGUAUUCAGGUUUGAAGCGGCGUGGGACAGCAGCCUGCACGGUUCACCACUACUGAACAGGGUCAGCGCCAACGGAGAAGUGGUUUACAUCACGCUCAGCGCAUACCUCGAGGUGGAGAACUGCGCCCGACCAGCUAUCAUCACAAAGGACCUGUCACUCGUGGUAGUAGGACGAGAAGCAAGAACUGGCCGCUCGCUGCGCCGCGCACUUUUCGGAUCGAAAUGCGCUCGCGCUGACCGCCUUACCGGUGUAUAUGAGCUCAGCUUGCACCGAGCACUGGAACCCGGAGUCCAGCGGCGACAGAGGCGCGUGCUAGACACGAGCGGCACAUACGUGCGAGGAGAGGAGAACCUACACGGCUGGCGUCCGCGCGGAGACUCACUCAUAUUCGACCAUCAGUGGGAGCUCGAGAAAAUGACCCGAUUGGAACAAGUGAGUCGCACACGACACUAUUUGGCGCUGCGUGAGCGACUGCGGCACGGACACGAGAACACUGUCGCGCCCAACGACUUCACCAAGACGGAGAAGGAGGUUUGCAACAUGGCGGCCAAGGCAGCAGCUGAACAACACGCACGCGAUGAAUCACUAUACGAACCGUGGGAGAUGACACCGCGCGAGCGGGAACUCGCCACCAAGUUCCUCAAACUCAUACAAGGACGAAUAGGAAUGAACAACAACACCGAGGGCGCACAGUCCCCCGCGUCUCCCGUAGACGAAGGGCUCGCGCCCGACAUGUCCACGCCAUCCCUGCUCUCCUCUGUACACAGCGCCAGCAGCUUCGACUUUUUAUCGUAUCCCGCCCGGCUCCCACUUCCAUGCACGCCAUACCCUUGGACUAUUGCGUCGGUCAUUCUGAGACUAUGCUCUCCGGAGCGCGCACUCCUGGAGAAAUCAAUGGCGGCGUGGGGCGGGGUGCAGCUGAGCGCGGGCGGCGCGCUGUACGUGCCCGACUGCGAGGAGGUGCGCGUGUCGGCCGCCGUGGCGCGCCGCGGCCACCUCAACGUGCUGCAGCACGGCACGCACGGCUGGAAGAAGCGGUGGCUGGUUGUCCGCCGGCCGUACGUGUUCAUCUACCGCGACGAGCGCGACCCCAUCGAGCGCGCCGUUAUCAACCUCGCCAACGCGCACGUCGAAUACUCCGAGGACCAGGAGCAGAUGGUGCGAAUGCCGAACACAUUCAGCGUGGUGAGCAAGGAGCGCGGGUACCUGCUGCAGACGCUGGGCGACAAGGAGGUGCACGACUGGCUCUACGCCAUCAACCCGCUGCUCGCCGGGCAGAUCAGUUAUCGUGCCGCAGGUCCCGGUCGGCGCGACGCGGCGACAAGGCGGCGGCCCCCGCGCCCGCAUGAGACCUCACCAUGGAGUCUAUCCUCGUUUAUUAAGCGCAUCGCCUACAGCCAGCGUACUAACGUGCAUCCUUGCCAUUGAAACUGCUACGACUUGGUCAUUGUUUCUGGAAAAGUCGAAAGCCUGAUGGCUAGUACGCACUCAGCGGCUAGCCGCGCGCAGUUACGGCAGGCCGCAUAAUGCGAAGUGUUUGCGGCUCCGGUUGCAUUAUAUUCAUACCCGCUAUGCGUCUGGCCGCGUAGUGCGUACCUAUUAGCCAGAGUCGUCAGUCACUGAACGAUUUUAAUGAGAACUACCUAAAUGUUUUUCUAACCGAUCUCUUCAUACGUGUUAGCGAAAUUCGCGAUUCGCGGCAAUGAAAGUAGUCGGUCUUUGGUUGCAUUAAGAUUGAAAUCUGUCUCCCCCUAAUGAUUUUUGACGACUUUCUUUAGUAAACCUAAGGUAAUAGACAAUUUUAUCGGCAGAAUAAAAAUAGCGAUUGCAGAAGAAACUUCUCUUGGAUAAAGUUUUAAAAUCAGUUGAUUAAAUUGAAAAAGAUAUCAAGUUUGUAACGGGGAGUAAAAGUAAUUACUGUCUUCCUCAAAUGAUAAUACAUGUAACAUGCUGUAAUUCGUAGUCACUAUUCAAACCAGAUUUACAUCAAAAUUAAAAGGUACUUAAUAUGAAAAUUCUGGCUGGUUUGGUAGUUGGUCAUGGAUAUUAUAUAACAAAUAACAAUCCACAAGGCCUAAAUGUGAGGAAUUUUACGAAAGGUAGCUAAGAAGAGUGGUCCACAGAUUCAUCUUAUUUGAGAUUUUAAUACAUUACUUUCAAAGAAUUUUGGGACCACAGCAAUGAAUUAUUAUUUUAAACUAUAGUAAGUUCAGACUCGAUCAAUUAUUUUAGCAUAUCCCCAAUUUAUUAACAGUAUUAUAAAACAAAUGCAUUUAAUGCUAUAUACGAUUUAUACGUAAUACUUUUAUAUAUGUUGAUUAGUACGUUACAAGCAGACGAGAGUUAGAGGCGGGACCAAGCCGGCACUAGGGAAGGGUAACUGAAAAUGACGAAUUUGAACAAGCAGGAACAAUAAUUGUACAAGACUCUUUUGAGCUGUUUCAAAUAUAAAAGGAUGCACGUUAUAUUAUAUUACGUUAUUUAUUAUACGUUAGUUAUCUGGUCUUUGUAAGUUUUGAGAACUGUGUAAUGCAAUAAUGUAUUCCAAGUAUUUCUAUCUCGGCCAUAGUGAAUGUUUACUAGUACUAGAUAUUGUUAGUGAGAGUAUGAAUGUGGUCAGUAUACAACAACAAACUUAGCAAAUUUUAAACUGUAUCUGUUCAAUACGAAUAAACAAUACUGUUUAAGUUUGUUGCCGUAUUACUUAGUUGGGAGCUUAUAUCUUAGCUCUAUCGCUAAGCUAUAUAUUAAUAUCAUAUGCUACAGAUCACUCCACAAUGUACUUAGUUCGUGGUAAAUUGUAUACAAAUACCACCAGCAAUACUAAGAUUUUUUACAUUUUAAACUUUUGUCUUGUAGUCGAAAACGCCGACUAAUAUGCAACUGUUGCAUACCUAGUUUUAUACAUCGCAGGAUAUUUCUAUAAAUUGUUUACAUGGUUUGUAAUUCAAAGAGCAAAGUCUUAAUUAGCCGAACACGCCUAGGCGUUUUAAGUUAUUUUGACGGUUGUAUAUUGCGAUGUGCAAAACUAUGCUACAUUUAUUAUUAAAUACCGUUUACUAUUUCUUUCUUUCGAUUAUAUAAGCUAAAUGAAUUGCGCACAAACGUACGCCGGCGAUGUCAGAUAGACUCCAUUUUGUAACAAACCCACGGCGAGAUAUAUGAAUUUAAAUGGAUGUAUUGUGAAAAGAAAUUACUGAAAAUACCUAUAUAGAUUUUCUUCAAAUGUUGGAUACAUUAUUUAUGUAAUUUACCUUGUAUAUACGUAUGACCCGAACGGUAGAAUAAAUAUAUUUUGAGGCUCAAAUAGCCAAUUCGAAGUGGCGGUGUCCGUAUGACGUCAUACGUAACGUUUCGUUUCACGUUUAGAAUUGAUUGUAAAUACAUAAUAAUAAUUAUAACAUUGUAGUUAUAUGUAGAAUACGCGUUCCAAAAAAUUAUACAUCAUUUAACACUACUUAUUUGGUAGAUUGUUUAUUUGUAUUUUCUGUUAUACCUUGAAUUUUGUUAGGUUCCUAUAGUGAUAUAGGUAUGUUCGAAUGGAUUGUAUAAAGUAGGCUAAUGUUUACGACAAGAGAUGUCGCCGCUGGCGCGUGUCACAACCAUUCCGACCGGUUCUAGUCAUCGUGCUCUCUGUGUAGUACAUGUAUGUGAUAGAGUAGCUACAUAGCGACACUGUGCUACCCUCCAGACCUGGAACUGUUCUGUCAGUCCUCGGCGCCGUGAUACCCGAACCUUAUGUAAUUCAGAUAACCCUCACGGCGCCGAAAAUUGACUUGAAAGAUUCAAGUAAUAAUAUUUGUCAGUCACAAUGUUAGAUAGUAAGUAAAGUUGUUCUGUUCCGUGAAUGUCGUACACUCAGCGUGAUACAUAUACUAUACUCACGUCACUCGACCGCUCCAUAGUUCACACUAAUAUUUAUACAGGAAACAUAGCGUAGUUACUAGUUAGUAUCGAUGUGACGGUAGUUUUAUAUGGAUGAUAUUUCUUUGAAUAACUUUUUGGAUGUACCUAUCAGUCCGAGCAAUGCUUACUCUCGUUACCGCUUCGAUAAAUGUUGAUAUAUCUAAUAUUGUCACUAUACUAUCGCUUCUAGGUGACCGUUUUAUAUUUCCAUUAACUCCAUCUUGAAAAAGUAAGCUUUUGUGACGUUUAGUCGUUGUAAAUAUUUCCUAGUUGAUUUGACCUGCCUGAGUUGCGUCGAGCCCCGGCGUAGCGGCUCGGCGGCCCUAGAGAAUAUCCCGAUAAUAAUUUAGCAUAGACUAUUAUAGGUUAAGAUCAAAAAAGUAUUAUCCAAGUCUAGACAUGCUGUGUGUUAUAUUUCUUAAAAUUAUUGUCGUCGAGAUUAUCUUUCAUUAAUUUGGGAAUUUUGUUUGAAUGACAUCAGGAUAUCUGUUUUUUAUCUAUAUGACUAUGUGCUUACCACUGAUAAAGAUAUAUAUUAUGGACAGCGAUUGAUUGGUAUAUGUUUAGUAUGUUGUUUAUUAUCUCGACGCCGCAACGAAGGGAGAUCUCGCGUCGCGCGACGCUAUAUUAUCGUUUACAUACCUUUACUUUCUAGUCAUUUUUAUAUAACAUUCCAAAGUUUGUAUCUAUUUACUUUCUCAAACUAGUGUUGUAUUUUGCAUAGCAAAAUGAUGUUAACGUAGAGACAUAGCAGGAGCACGGGUGUGUUUUGUGGGUGCAACUGUUGAAGUAUUUUUUUGGAUAUUUCUUUUGCGGAGCUUACGUUAAGUUAUUUCGUUAUAUUUUUGUAAUUCGAAUAAAGGUCUUUUUAAAUUAGAGAUAACAGCUGACGCUGGAUUAUAUAUAUUUUUAUAGAGUAUACUCUUUAAGCUAUACUGCUAUUUUUAUAGGGUAGAGUUGUUUAGUUGGUUGCGUUCGUUCGGUUGGUCUGUUCGGUUGAGGCGCUGCUGAUCGGGCGCCCAAGUGAUUACGAUAGUGAUUGUUGAUUGUUGGCCGAGAAUGAUAUUAAAAAUUAUAUAUUAUAUAUAAUUUAUAAAUUUCAUUCAAUUUAUGAAAAUAAGAACAAUGUAAUGAUUGGUAAUAUUACUCAUUGCUCUAAAUGUACUAUCAAAAUAUAUUAUACACAGUGUUAAAGGUCAUAAAUAAAAUGCUUUGAAAAUUUCCAAA